AGCAAGUUAGAACGUUCUGUGAACGCGUCGUCGUCGUCCUUAACUUGGCCAAACUAAUUUGUCCAUUUUCGUUUUUGUGUUAGCAUUGAGCUAAGUUAAACCGCUAAACUGGCUACACGGAUACAUCCUGUUCGAAAUAAAAACACACCACACGGCAGAAAAAGAAAAAUACGCAAACAUGAGUUUUCAACGACGCACCUCGGAAAAGACGACAGAGCUAACGGCUUCGGUGCCGGUGAAGCUCCUGACGGCCGGCACUGCGGCUUGCUUUGCCGACUUCCUCACAUUCCCGCUUGAUACAGCCAAGGUUAGGUUACAGAUUCAAGGCGAACAACCGUUGCGUACGGUGGCUAUGACACCGGCCGUCAACACACCGGCCUCGCUAAAGCUGAACCCUAUGCCCGUACCUGCAACCCAGCACGUUCAGUACCGUGGUCUGGUCGGUACGAUCACGACCAUCACCCGCCAGGAAGGUUUCCGCACGCUGUACAAUGGCCUUUCGGCGGGCCUGCAACGCCAAUUGUGCUUCUGCUCGAUCCGACUCGGUCUAUACGAUACCGUUAAGACGUUCUAUGGUUCCAUCCUCAAAGAAAAUGAAGCUGGUCUUCAGAUAGGAACCCGAGUUUUGGCCGGCCUCACAACGGGCGGUGCGGCCGUGUUGGUCGCCCAACCGACCGAUGUGGUAAAGGUACGGUUCCAGGCGGCAACGCGUUCGUCCACCGGUCGUCGGUACGCUUCAACGCUCGAAGCUUACCGUACGAUUCACCGGGAGGAAGGUGUGCGCGGGUUGUGGCGCGGCGCAAUGCCCAACGUGGGACGGAACGCAAUCGUCAACGUGGCCGAGAUCGUGUGCUACGACGUCGUCAAGGAUUGUCUGCUCCUGUACGCCCAUAUGCCCAACGAUAUUCGGUGUCACUUUUCGGCCGCCGUCGUUGCUGGACUGGCCGCGACGGUAGUGGCCUCACCGGUGGACGUGGUCAAGACGCGUUACAUGAACUCGCCGCGCGGGCAGUACCGCGGUGCUAUCGACUGUGCCAUCCGGAUGGGCGCCAAGGAGGGUAUGGCGGCAUUCUACAAGGGUUUCGUGCCGUCCUUUGCGCGGCUCGUUUCGUGGAACAUCGUGAUGUGGAUUUCGUACGAGCAGCUGAAGUUGGCCGUUUUCAAUAGAAGCUAAAAUGCUACGGCCGCUGCUCGAAGCUCCGGUGAUUCGUAUCGAGAUUCGUCGGGACGCAAUGUUCUUUCUUUCUUCUUACGUAGGAAGAACACUUUUAUGUUUUAAUCUAUUGACGCGGUAUGAAUGAUCGAGCAGGCCACGAUCGAGAUCGGACUGCCAACUGUAGCGUAUCGUGCGCCUAUGUCCGUCUUUUUAAUUGUAUAAUGUGAAUGUGAUAGAAUGUUUGUAUAUGUGAACAAUGUAAUGUAAAAUUUUCUGUUUCUUAGCACG
Molecule: messenger RNA, 1444 nt
Organism: Anopheles cruzii
Lineage: Eukaryota; Metazoa; Arthropoda; Insecta; Diptera; Culicidae
Product: mitochondrial uncoupling protein 2-like
Exons: 4
Coding region: 179-1174 (331 amino acids)
Biological process (GO): mitochondrial transport; response to cold; adaptive thermogenesis
Cellular component (GO): mitochondrial membrane
Molecular function (GO): oxidative phosphorylation uncoupler activity
Source: RefSeq, a predicted model, not a curated record